Molecule: messenger RNA, 5362 nt
Organism: Biomphalaria glabrata
Lineage: Eukaryota; Metazoa; Mollusca; Gastropoda; Planorbidae
Product: dynactin subunit 1-like
Exons: 38
Coding region: 279-4250 (1323 amino acids)
Biological process (GO): establishment of mitotic spindle orientation; nuclear migration
Cellular component (GO): axon; kinetochore; spindle pole
Source: RefSeq, a predicted model, not a curated record
GGAAAUCGUCUAGAUUAGUAUAAUAUCUAAUACUAAUAGAUCUCCAUUAUGAUUAUUGAUUGUUUUUAUUAAGAAUAUUAAGAUGGAUUCUAGAUCAGUAUCUAUUCUACUAAAGAAAUCUAGAUCUCUGACUCAGUGAAGUGAGUGUAAUCCGUGAUAGUCACAGUGACACUGACAGUAAUCUCUAGUAUUAGAUUUAAUUAGAUCUAGAUUAGUAACUAACUGGAGUUUAGAGUCAACUCAACUGACAACUCAAGUUUCAACUGCUUAACCCAGCCAUGGCUACGACACAGCCUGUUGCCUCAGUCAAAGUAGGCACUCGUGUGGAAAUUAUUGGGAAAGGCAUUGUAGGAACAGUGGCCUACAUUGGAAACACAGUAUUUAGUCCAGGCAAAUGGGUAGGAGUUGUAUUGGAUGAGCCUAAAGGUAAAAAUAAUGGAACAGUUCAGGGAAAGACUUACUUUGCCUGCCAGGAAAACUAUGGCGUUUUUGUCCGCCAGUCACAGGUUGCCCCAUUGGAAAAUCAAGAGCCUGUCAAAGAAUCACCUCCUGUUCUAGUCCCAGCCACUCCCAGGCAGAGUGGAUUGAAAGCACCAAGUCGUCCUGUUAGCACACCAGCAGCCACUCCAGCAACUGCCAAAAAGUCUGGCUUGAGACCACCAGGAACCAUGACUAAGAGUACUGAAAGUCUAGGAGAGACACCAGCUCCUGCUGCACCCGUAAAGCAGGAACCAGAUGCUACACCAGCCUCUCGGCUCUCUCGUCUACCCCGUACGAGUAAGGAAUCAACACCAGCUGAUGACAAAACCAGUGCUGCAGCUCCAGAGACCACAGUUACUGCCCCUGUUAGAGUAGAACAUGCUAAAGUAGAAAAAGUAGAAAUGACUGCCUCUUCAGACAAUCUGGCUGCUCCUUCCCCUCAAGCCUCCUUGAUGAACCUGAGUCAGCUGAGUGCAAUGUCCAGCUCCCAAUCCUCCAUCGAUGAACGUUUCAGCAGUGUUCAGCAGCAACAAGAAAUUGAAGGCCUUAAGCUGGAGGUGAAAGAUUUGAAUGAAAAACUGGAGACAUUGAAGAUCAAGAGAGCUGAAGACAAAGUCAAGUUAAAGGAAUUUGAAAAAACAAAAAUUCAGUUGCAACAACUACAAGAGUAUAAAUCUAGAAUGCAAGAAUCUCAUGCUGAUCUUCAGAGACAGCUGCAAGCUUCAAAGAAGGAGCUGUCAGAGCUACAGCAAGAAUAUGAGAGCUAUAAAGAAGAGAUGGCAGAUGUAACUGAGACUGUUGAAAUGGCUACAUUGGACAAAGAAAUGGCAGAAGAAAAGGCUGAGAGCCUGCAAGCUGAACUUGAUUCAAUGAAAGAAAAAGUAGAGGAGCUAACAUUAGACUUAGAACUGAUUAGAAAUGAGAUAUCUUCUAAAGGGUCUGAAGGUGUGGCUGCAACCUUUGAACUGAAGCAAAUGGAACAGCAAAAUGAAAGAAUGAAAGACGCUCUUGUGAAGCUUCGUGACAUGUUGAAUUCUGAGAAACAAGAUCGCCAGAGAAGUGAUAAGAUGGUAGAAAAGCUUGAAUCAGAGUUGGCUGUGUUGAGAAAAGAUAAAGAAAGACUCCAAGCUCAAGUGACUGUGUAUGAGAAAGAGCUAAUAGACUUGAAGGAGCAAGUGGAUGCCGCACUUGGAGCUGAGGAAAUGGUGGAAACACUCACAGAAAGGAAUUUGAAAUUAGAAGAUGAGAUUAAAGAAAUUUUGGAAGAGAAAAAUGACCUGGAAGCACUAAAUGACAUGAAUGAGGAAUUACAAGAAAAUGCUAAAGCCACCGAACUUGAGCUGCGAGAAGAAGUAGACAUGAAGAAUAUAAAACUCCUGGAGAUUCAAAGAAAGUUGGAUGCUACUCAAGAAACAUUUGCUGAUUAUGACAGAACAUUAAACAAAUUCAGAGAACUGGUGGCUCACUUACAAGAACAACUGCGUAGCAAGCAACAAGAAAGUGAGACUAAAGUAGAAACGCCCACUGCUGAACUCAUGGACUUCAAGACCAAAUUUGCUGAGACUAAAGCAUAUGCUAAGACAAUUGAUAUGGAGUUGAGAAGAGUGGACAUUCAUCAAGCUAACUCUCACAUCAAGAUGUUGCUUUCAUUUAUGCCAGAUGCCUUUAUGGGCAGAGGAGGGGAUCAUGAUGCCAUCUGUAUUCUGUUAAUGGUGCCUAGAAUAAUGAAUAAAGCAGAACUGUUGGCAUCUCAGGUCAAAGACAAGUAUGAGAUUGCUGAUAAACUUGAGAGGGAACAUGUGUUAAAGAGCCACAAGGCUGAACAGUUUAGUUUUGCCAACCAUUUGAAUCUUCUGCUCAAUAUUUUGUAUGGCAUCAUGAAGCAGUAUGAAAGUGCUCUGAACUCGUGCAGCACAGAUUUAUUUUUAAAAAUAGGAACCUUGCUUCCUGAGAUGACAGCCCAUGAGAAAUCAGUUGAUUACUUUAUUGAUCUACUAAGGAAAGAUCAGCUUGAUGAAACUGUGUCUGUAGAUCUUUUGGAAAAAUCCAUCAGCUUCUUCCAGCAACUUUAUACUGUUCACUUGUCCCAUGAACGUGUUGACUGUACACAUAUGAUGUCCAGUGAUGUCAGGAUAGUCUUGAGUGCAUGUGAUGCUAUUGCUACUGAGAUAACUCGUUUGAAAAUUCUUCUCCUGCCUGGUGAGGAACAAAGUAAUUUUUCUAUUCUCUUGAAAGAUUUGGAAACAUGUAACAACGACACACGUACAUGUGCUAGGAAGAUAAAGAGACGUUUACCUCAAGAAGGAUCAGCAGCCACCACACCUCUGAAGUUUGGAAAGGAUAUUCAAGACCUAUUAACAGACUGCUGCAAGCAAAUCAGUAAUGUAGCCAAGUUACUGAAGAUAGUGGCUGCAGGUGCGACCCAACAAGUAGCACUUAUGACAGGUGGAAAACUCUGGGAGUUGGAGAAGCUUGUAGAAACUGAUCUAAAGAAAGAUAAAGAAGGUUUGAUCCCUAAGAAAAUGGAAGAACUGGCCCAGCAGGCUGCACAUGACAUCUACAGCAAAGAGAACACUGAUGCUUAUGAGAGUUUAAGGCUAUCAUUUGGUAUAAUUGUUGGCACUAUGAACAAACUGGCCAAUGCUAUGGAAAAUGGAGAAUAUGAUUUUGAUGGGACUCAUGAAAAAAAGAAACCAGCUCCAUUGAAGCAAAGAGCUGAAGCAAUCAAAUCUCAGGCAUCGGACAUUGAAGCAGUCAAGUUAAAAGUGGAUGCUAAAGAAGAAGAAAUUAAAGAACUCAAAAGACAGCUCAGAUUGAAGCAAGAGGAACUUAGUGAACAACAAGUGCGCAUUGGACUGGUGGAGAAAAAACUUGAGAACAAAAACAAAGAAGCAGAAGAGGACCUCAGCAAACUUCAGCGCAAGUUGGACGAGAGCGCACUGGUGUUGAAAAAGAAAGAAAAGGAGUUUGAAGAGACCUAUGAUACACUACAAAGUGAUAUUGAUAGUCUGGAGCAGGAGAAGACAGAAUUAAAAGAACGCCUGAGAGUCCUGUCUAAGAAUACAUUGCUACAGAACAUGUCCAGACAAUCAUCUGUUGCUGUCAGUGGGAGUGUAAGUCCAGUGGGUGGACCUGUCUCACCAGACUCUAACCUGCUAGUACAACAGGUUGCAGCUCUAAGAGAUGCUUUACAUCACAGUAAGCAGGAACUGAUACAUCUCAAAGCUGAACGAAUGAAAAAACAAAUGGCUUCACUAACACCUUUAGAUGUUCCUAAAAAGCCAUGCUCAUUAUCCAGCUCCACUGGUUUGGUUAAGAUAGGAGAUAUACCUGAUACAUCAUCUUGUGAUCUAAACAAGUUAAUUCAGAGAACAAAGGAUUUACUGCAGAAUGCUAACAAAUUGAGUGCUUGUCCAAGACUUAUAGAUAUUUCAUCUAGGAUGCCAGGUUGUGCCCCUGCAACUCAGAACUCUGGACCUAUGAGACAAAUAAUUAGUCAGACAGCCGAGUUGACAGCAUUAGAAAGAAACACACAAGAGCUCCAAGUUCAAAUGACAACAGUAUUAGCAUCCAGCAGGUCAGGAGGUCAAGUCAGGACAGAUUUCUCUACCUUCCCAACGCCACAAUUUGCUAAGAUGCUACAUGAAAAGACCAAUCAUAAUGUGAAACUAGGAACAAUACAAAUCCCAACUACUGGAAAGGCUGACAUUAUCCCACUUCACUUGCAGCCAGACCAAUUCCGUUAUAUUCAUGAAAAAUUGAUCAUGUGAUAAAAUACUUUUCUGAAUUAUUAUUUUUUUAACUUUUCACCUUUCUUUUAAAUUAAAAAAAAAAGAAUUUAUUGUAAUGUUUUGUUUUCUGCCCCUAUAUUGUGUCUACUACAAUUCCAACACAAGGACAACCAUAAACUUCCUAUUAAAUUAUUAAUAACUUACUUUGCAAUUUUUUAUAUGGUUUCCAUAAAUAAUGAAAAAAAAAAAGCCACAAUAACACAAACAUGGUAACAUUUAUUAUGGGGAUUUUAGUUAUACAUAUAUUAAUGCAUUUAACUCAGUCUGUGAAGAAUUUUGUGUAGCCCUUAUUGGUUAUUUCCCAAUAGUAGCAUUACACACUUUGUAUUUCUGUAGUCUUAUAUGCUAAUGGGUAUUUUACUAUUUAGCCCCUUAUUGGUAUGUUUCCCUUUUAUUUCUGUGCUUAGCAUUAUAGUCUGUAUGUUAGUAGCUGAUGGUGUUAAGCAUUGAAGUCUUUGAUUCCUUUGGACUUGUUAUUUAUUGUAUACAUGUGCAAUAACAACCCAACUAGUGGACACAAAUAGAAAUUGGCUUGUACUUAAAACCAGAAAAACAUUUUUUUUAUUUUAAAUUGCUAGUCUGUUGAGAACUAGUUGAUUGGAACUCAGUUUGGUAUCUCAAAAGAUACUAAAUUCACCCUUCAUUCAAUUUAAUAAAUAGUGCUGUUUAAUUCAAGGGAGACUUCUAUGUCUUAAGAAGCACUGAGUAUCAUAACUUCGUACAUGUAAUGUGAUCUCACAUGCCCCAUUUUCUAGGGAAAAAAACGCAGUGUUCUUAGUUUUCGUUGACACAGUUAAUGUCUCCCAAUUCAUUUAACGUCUUGCUUCCUUUCGUCUGUAAGCAGAAUGUUUCUCUGGCUAGCCAAUAAUUGGCAUUACAAUUCAAGAUAUUUUAAGUACUGGGUUACAAAAAUCCUUAUAUGUUUCUGACAUUAUUCUACUAAAGCUUAGUUGUUUAAAAAUGUCAUGUUAAUGUCAAGCUUGUUUCUUGUGUUAUAGCAAUUCAUAAUGUCACUGAAUCCUAUUUUGGGUUUAUGGUUAGGUUGUCUUUUUUUUAGCUAUAUUAUAACAAUAAACUUUGGUUGAAACAUU